This is a messenger RNA of Kogia breviceps (pygmy sperm whale), 1406 nucleotides long. It is a transcript of the gene SNAPC1, whose product is annotated as small nuclear RNA activating complex polypeptide 1. Gene Ontology annotation, biological process: snRNA transcription by RNA polymerase III; snRNA transcription by RNA polymerase II. NCBI's taxonomy places the organism in Eukaryota, Metazoa, Chordata, Mammalia, Artiodactyla, Physeteridae. Gene Ontology annotation, cellular component: snRNA-activating protein complex. Gene Ontology annotation, molecular function: sequence-specific DNA binding. The record is from RefSeq and is a predicted model, not a curated record.
GAGCUGCCGGGACCGGAUGUAGCGUCACGGGGCCGGAUAUCACGGAGGGUGUGUGCGUCCUGUCGUAGGGGGCGGGGCUCAGAGCCUGGUUUCCUCGGCUACCAUCGGCUGCUGGGUCGCGCGUGGCGUCGCAGCUGUGCAGAUAUGGGGUCUCCUGCAGGUUUGCAGGCAGACUGCGAGGCGCUGCUCAGCCGUUUCCAGGAGAUGGACAGCGUGCGCUUCGAGGACUUCACCGACCUCUGGAGGAGUAUGAAGUUCGGGACCAUCUUCUGUGGUAGAAUGAGAAAUUUAGAAAAGAACACGUUUACAAAGGAAGCUUUGGCUUUGGCUUGGCGAUAUUUUUUACCUCCAUACACCUUCCAAAUCAGAGUUUGUGCUUUGUAUCUGCUGUAUGGAUUAUAUAACACCCAACUGUGUCAACCAAAACAAAAGAUUAGAGUUGCCGUGAAGGAUUGGGAUGAAAUUUUAAAAUUUCAGCAAGAUUUGAUAAAUGCACAACAUUUUGAUGCAGCUUAUAUUUUUAGGAAGCUACGACUAGACAGAGCAUUUCACUUUACAGCAAUGCCUACGUUGCUGUCAUACAGAAUGAAGAAAAAAAUUCAACGAGCUGAAGUUACUGAAGACUUUAAGGACCCAAAUGAUCAUGUAAUGAAACUUAUCACUUCUGAUGUAUUAGAGGAAAUGCUGAAUGUUCAUGACCAUUAUCAGAGAAUGAAACAUAUAAUUUCAGCUGAUAGAUCCAAUCCAGACAAAGCCCUCAGCUUGAUAAAGGAUGAUUUUUUUGACAAUAUCAAGAACAUAGUUUUGGAGCAUCAGCAAUGGUACAAAGACAGAAAGAAUCUAUCCUUAAAAUCGAAAGCUAAAGAUGGAGAAGAAAAGAGUGAAGGAAAUUCACAACAAUUAGAGCGAAGUGAAAGGGCAGAAUCAUUAGCGAAAAUAAAAUCAAGGGCCUUUUCAGUUUUUGUUCAGGCAUCCAAGUCAAGAAGGCAUCGUCAGGUCAAACUUGAUUCUUCUGACUCUGAUUCUGCAUCUAGUCAAGGACAAACCAAAGCAACUAGGAAAAGAAAAAACAAAGAGACAUUGAAACCAGCAGGAAGGAAGAUGUCUUCCAGAAACAGAGGUGACAUGCAAAAUGGACAUAAGGAAGAUAAAUCUGUAAGUCUGAGUAUGCCUGUAAUUACAGAAGAGGAAGAGGAGAAUGAAAGUUUUAGGGAAACAGGUACGGAUGAAAUUUUAUUAAACUACUUAAAGAGCAUCAAUGUUUAGAACCCUUGAAGAGCAUGACGGUUGGCUGUGUGUUCCUGUGAUGCUUUAACUUUGGUACACUGGAGAAUUUUAGUGUUAAUCAGACUGUUAAUCAUGACACUUAAAAGUAAGUGGUAAUACAGUAAAUAAAUGGAUAUGGA